AGCACAGGUGCCGCCUGCUGCCCGGCUCCCAGGUGUGUUUUAUGUUCCAGGGGGGCCCGGGUUUGGGGGUUCGCCUCCCUUCUCACGUGCAGGGCGGCUCCCGGUCCUGCAGCCCCGGCGAGCGGCGGCGUCCGGGGUCCGGGGACAUGAACCCCGUGGUCGUGGUCCACGGGGGCGCGGGCGGCCGGGUCUCCCAGGACCGCGAGGAGCGGGUGCGCCAGGGCGUGGCCCGAGCCGCCGCCGCGGGGUACCGCGUCCUGACGGAGGGGGGCAGCGCGCUGGACGCCGUGGAGAGCGCGGUGGCCGCCCUGGAGGACGAUCCCGAGUUCGACGCCGGUUGUGGGUCCGUCUUGAACGUCAAUGGGGAGGUGGAGAUGGACGCCAGCAUCAUGAGUGGCAAAGACCUGUCCUCGGGCGCCGUGUCCGCCGUCCGCCGCAUCGCCAACCCCGUUCGGCUCGCGCGGCUCGUCAUGGAGAAGACGCCUCACUGCCUCCUGACCGGCCUGGGCGCUGCAGAAUUUGCCGCCGCCAUGGGGGUCCCGGCGGUUCCUGAGGAGCAGCUGGUAACGGAGAGGAGAAGGAAACACCUUGAGAGAGAGAAGCAGAAGGAGGCUCAGAAUCCAGACCAACAGAAAGACUUGGGCACCGUGGGCGCCGUGGCCUUGGACGCCAAAGGAGACGUGGCUUACGCCACCUCGACCGGGGGCAUCGUGAACAAAAUGGUCGGCCGAGUCGGGGACACGCCCUGUGUAGGAUCCGGGGGCUACGCCGACAACGCCAUUGGAGCUGUUUCCACCACGGGGCACGGGGAGAGCAUCCUGAAGGUGAACCUGGCCAGGCUCGCGCUCUUCCACGUGGAGCGGGGAAAGACAUUGGACGAGGCGGCGGCGGCGGCGCUGGGUUACAUGAAGUCCAAGCUCCAAGGCCUGGGUGGUGUCAUCUUGCUCAACACAGCGGGAGACUGGGCGGCCCAGUGGACCUCGGAGUCCAUGGCCUGGGCGGCCGCCAAGGACAGCAAGCUGCACGUCGGCGUCAACCUUGGCGACACCAGGGUCACUGACCUGCCCUGAGCCCUGGAGGGUUAGGCCAGGGGCUGGCCUGCAGGUGAUGCCGUUGCCUGGGUCGCAGGCUCAGCUUGACCCGUUAGCUAGAACCGGAAGCGCCCUCCGGUCUGCCCCGCGUCCUGCCCUGGAGCAGUGCCUGUCCCAGUGCGUGGUGAGGGGCGGGGUCUGAAGGGAGGAGAGAAGUGCCCACAGUGAGGUCAAAAUGCAACGAGCGAGGAUGACAGGCCGGAGCCGUCUCUUGAGCCGCCCCCUGGUCUCAGGUUAGAAAGAAGAACCGACAUGAUCUCAACCCAACCACCACUGGAAUGUCCUCGCAUAGGGAGCUGGAAUCGGGAAACACCACCCCCCCAGUUCCUACCCCCCAGUGGCAGAGCUGCCCCCCAUCCCGGGCGGUCGUGGUUGCACUUUCUGGCGGGACCGGGAGGCAGGUGGGAAGAGUCCGCGGACGCGUCUGACGGCAGCAGGAGCAGCAGAGCUAAGAACAGUCGGACGCUCGCUGACUUACUAACAUCGAGGCUUCCAGACCUAAAAGGACGACCCUCUGGUAACUUGCAGCUCCCGGAGCUGAUGGUGCAGCCUGGACCCCACCCCUGAGCUGGGUGUGGGCCGUGUGGUCGGCACGGGGAAGGGAGGCGUUCCCUGGUGGAGAGGGUCCCGUUAACCUUCCCACUGGAGCGGUGUUUCUGCUGUGACCGAUCUGCAGGGCUUACCUUCUCUGGAAGGAACCUGCUUAACUGGCAAUCCCACGGCCGCUAAUAAACUAAUAAAAUGCGAUUUGGAAGAACAA
Molecule: messenger RNA, 1851 nt
Organism: Myotis daubentonii (Daubenton's bat)
Lineage: Eukaryota; Metazoa; Chordata; Mammalia; Chiroptera; Vespertilionidae
Product: isoaspartyl peptidase/L-asparaginase-like
Cellular component (GO): cytoplasm
Molecular function (GO): asparaginase activity
Source: RefSeq, a predicted model, not a curated record